AUGCGCGACGGAGCUCGCACCGUAUCGCCGGUUCGUAUCAGCGGAUUUCAAUUGGCGACCUGUGAACUGGAGGUGGAUUCGUGAACGAAAAUGACGGCAGAAAUCAACUUUGCCCGGCUCCUACGCCAGCUUCCGGAGCUGCGGACGGCUUUGGUGGAGAAUCGGAAGAUGGUUCUUGUUCCAGCAGCGGCGAUCGUUGGAUACUUAGUUCUGCGCGAUCCAGCCAAGAAUGCUCUCCACCGUUUUUUCGCUCACUUUUACAGCGACUGGCUCCUCGAAGAUGUCAACUUGGUGCUCCAACCUUUUCGAGAAUUCCUGGGAGAUCAGCUAGCUUCGCAGAAGGCUCAAAGCCCGCAUUCCCAUGAUAAUGAGCCCCUGAGCAUACUGGAGAUUGGAAUGGGGCCAGGGUCCAGUCUGGACUUCUACCCGAAGGACAGCAGGAUCGUCGCCGUGGAGCCGAAUCCCUACUUCGUCGACAGGCUGCUCAAGCUGCAGGAGUCGCACCCAAACCUCGUAAAAGUCAUACACGGUUCCGCCGAGGAUCUCAGAGACAUCCCUAGUGAAUCGAUUGAUGCCGUGGUCAGCACUCUGGUCUUAUGCUCGGUGUCGGAUCUCGACAAAAGCAUCAAGGAAGUCAAGCGGGUUUUGGUUAAGGGAGGCAGAUUCUACUUCUUCGAGCACCAGGCCUGUCCUAAGUCAUGGAGACGCUACUUGCUGCAAAUCGUAGCAAAUCCCCUCUGGAGGAUCGUUUUUGAUGGAUGCAAUUUGCAUCGACAAAUCCACCGACAAAUAGAGGCCAAUGGAUUCGAGAUGGACCACGCCAAACUUAAUGCCGGAGCCAGCUGGUAUGUCUGCCAAGCGGGGACGGAGGGAUAUGUUGUGAAAAGAAGAACUCUGAUGAUGGCAGUUGAGGUCAACUUCGCACGCUUCCUGCAGCAACUACCGGCGAUCCGAACCUCCGUGAUUGAAAAUCGAAGAAUGAUUCUUAUACCGACAGCGGCUGUUUUCGGAUACUUGGUCCUGCGUGAUCCCGUCAAAGACGGGCUUGAUCGCUUUUUCGCGUACAUAUACAACACUUAUCUACUCAAAGAUGUCAACCUGGCGCUGCGAGCAUACCGUGAACACAUGAGGGAAGAGCUCGCCUCUCAGGAAACCCUGGAUCCCCAUUCGCACAAUGACGAGUCCCUCCGAAUACUGGAAAUCGGUAUGGGACCCGGCGUCAAUUUGGAUUUCUACCCAGCAAACAGCCGAGUUAUCGGUGUCGAACCGAAUCCCUACUUCGUUGAUCAACUCAUUCAGCUGCAAAAAUCGCACAGAAAUUUCGUCAAAGUCAUCCGAGGCUUCGCUGAGGAUCUGCGAGACAUCUCGACCGAAUCCGUUGACGCUGUCGUUGCCACUCUCGUCUUGUGCUCGGUGAAGGAUCUCGACAAGAGUCUCAAAGAAGUCAAGAGAGUGCUGGUGAAGGGGGGCAGAUUCUACUUUUUCGAGCAUCAAGCUUGCCAAGUAUCCUGGAAACGUUAUUUGCUGCAGAUUAUAGCGAACCCUUUCUGGAAGAUCGUUUUCGAUGGAUGCAAUUUGAAUCGUCAGACGCACCGUCAGAUUGAGGCGAACGGAUUCGAGAUGAGCCACACGAAACAAUCAGUCGGACACAUGUGGUACAUUCUUCGAUCGACGACGGAGGGCUACGCAGUGAAAGAAUGAAUUCCCCCGGAGGAAUAUCGCCGGCCAAAUUUUCUAUGGUUUCUGUUGGACAUCAGAUGGUGGAAUCGAAACCAUCGACACCGUACCGAGCUUGUAGUGUCACAUGCACCUCCGAGAAAAUAAAAAUUAUCCUCAUGGAAUGGAGCU
Molecule: messenger RNA, 1848 nt
Organism: Galendromus occidentalis (western predatory mite)
Lineage: Eukaryota; Metazoa; Arthropoda; Arachnida; Mesostigmata; Phytoseiidae
Exons: 11
Coding region: 91-1701 (536 amino acids)
Molecular function (GO): S-adenosylmethionine-dependent methyltransferase activity
Source: RefSeq, a predicted model, not a curated record